GAGACGGAAGUGCCCAUCAGGGCUCUAGUUCGUCAUUUCCUUCACCGAGCUCUGCGGAACGGUCCAUUUUUGUUUGGCUCGGUUAAACUCGCGGAAUGAAGGAGGUGAAGAGCGAGCGGGAGCGGGGGAGCCGGCGAAGGCACCGUGACGGGGACGUGGCGAUGCCAGCGGCGGCGGUAGUGGUGAAGCAGGAGCGCCUCAGCCCAGAGCCCGCUCCUGUCGCCCACCGUCGAUCGGACUUUUCUGGCUGUAGCCCGUCGCCGCCGGCUGGAGAGCCCGGCCGCCCUGGCCACCGCAGCAGCCGAGCCCGAGGAGGCAGCCGGUCCCCGGCCAAAAAGAAAAACAAGUCCUCAGGGAGAAGAAGCAAAUCUCCUCGGAGUAAGAGAAGCCGAAGUCCUCACCGCUCAACAGUCAAAGUGAAAGAGGAACAUGAGGAUCAUCCCUGGAGAGGACGGGAGAAUCGGCAGCACCGAGAACCAUCCAAUCAGGAACACAGGAGGGGUCACAACAGUGACCGAGACAGACACCGGGGCCAUUCUCGCCAAAGGAAAAGCUCUGGUGAGAGGCCUGGGAGUGGGCCACCUCAGGAACGGGAGCGAGACAGCCAGAACCUGCAGGCUCAGGAAGAAGAGCGGGAGUUCUACAAUGCCAGGCGACGGGAGCACCGCCAGAAGAGUGAAGGCAGCGGAAGUGGUAGUGGUGCUCAGGAGUUGGUGCGUCGGCCUGGUGGCAACAAUAAAGACAAAGAGGUGCCUGUUAAAGAAAAACCAAGCUUUGAGCUCUCUGGGGCUCUUCUUGAGGACACUAACACCUUCCGGGGUGUAGUCAUUAAGUACAGUGAGCCCCCAGAAGCUCGUAUCCCCAAAAAAAGGUGGCGUCUCUAUCCGUUUAAAAAUGAUGAGGUACUCCCUGUUAUGUACAUCCAUCGACAAAGUGCUUACCUUUUGGGCCGGCACCGGCGCAUCGCAGACAUUCCCAUUGAUCAUCCAUCGUGUUCAAAGCAGCAUGCAGUCUUUCAGUAUCGGCUUGUGGAAUAUACUCGUGCUGAUGGUACUGUUGGCCGAAGGGUGAAGCCCUACAUCAUUGACUUGGGCUCAGGCAAUGGAACUUUCUUGAAUAACAAGCGUAUUGAGCCACAGAGAUACUAUGAACUAAAAGAAAAGGAUGUACUUAAAUUUGGGUUCAGCAGUAGAGAGUAUGUCCUACUACACGAGUCAUCGGAUACCUCUGAACUAGACAGGAAGGAAGAUGAGGAUGACUAUGAGGAGGAAGCAGUUUCUGACAGCUAGCAAAUUAAGAACCAGAACUACUGAGAUACCUUUUCCUUCUUGGAAUGCUUUGAGAUUGACUCAAAGAGCACUGUGCUGCUCUCUGUAAUGCCUCUUACUGCCUUAAGUCUUUCUUCUGUUGCUGACCAGCUUACGUUACAGUUGAAGAACACUGACUUACGUUUGUUCAACUUUUUCUGUGGCACAUCAGCCACAUGCCUGUGGGUAUUUUUUUCACAUCUGCUACUGAGGAAACUAAACCUUUGCUUAAAGGAGAAGUGUGGCUUGUUCUUUUUGUACAGUUACUUUAUUUAUAUAGUUGUUAAGCUUUGUGGAUCAAGAGUUUUUGUUUUUGAGGGGGAAACCCCUGAGCAGAGAAUUUUACUAAGCUUUGGUGGUCACCAGAACACCCUCCAACAUACCAAAGCUUCAACCUGGUUGAGCUCUUGAGUCAAAUUGAUUUUGCACUUAGUGUAUACUUUUUGUUUAGGGUUUUUUUUUGGGGGGCGGGCUACCACAUGACCUCAUUAUUGACUGUUAAACAGAUGCUUUAUAGGACCUGCUGAAGCACUUGACUGUAUAAGAAGAUCUUGGCUAAUACCAACAGGUGCUCACUCAAUAUGAGAGGCUGAAAUGGGUUGUGGAUCUGUUUCCUAUGAGAAAAUUUCUGAUUUCUCUGUGGAACAUGUACAUAACAAUUUUGAUCAUCUUGUUUGUUCUUCGGUUUUCCAUUUUUAUUCAAACAUUUAUUUUUUUUCUUUCUUUGAGAAAUACACUGUCACCUGACAGGGUCCUUGCUUUAGUCUAACAACAUGUAUAUAUGUCUAAAAGGAGGCUGUGUAGCUUACACAUCUCAUCUUUAAAAAAUUGUUCAGAGAGGUAUUUACCUCCCAAGGCUGGAAAGCAAGGGGAUUCUCCCGUUUUCUAGUUUUUCACUGUAGGACAGUAUGUAAGUAGAAAAGUAUUAACUACUUACGUAAAAUAUAUGUAUAUAUACACAUAUGUGUGUAUAUACUAUGUAAAAGAGCUGCAUACUGAUUUUCAUAUGUUUUGUGAUAAAAAUAUAAUACCACAUGGGCCUCCCUGCAUUUGAAGAGCGGGUUUUCAUUUCUAUGUAUUUUUGGAAUAAAUAAAAUUUGUAAAUUUAGACCCAUUUCAAAGGGUAAUACUGUACUUUCCUAGCAUAGACGACCUUGUAUCCAUAGGUCUGUUUGUUGCUAAAGGAGCCUUUGUAUCAGUAUUUUUUUUUUUUUGGUACUGGGGAUCGAACUUGGGUCCUUGUGCUUCCAAGGCAGGCGGCAGAACCACUGAGCUAAAUCCCCGGGCCCUGUAUCACUAUUUUUGAGGUAAGGACAGGUAGUUAUUUAGGGUGUUGGGAGGAGAGACCAGGAAAUAGUGAAAAGAAGACCCAUACCUGUCCCAGAAUCCAAGACCUCACAUCUCAGCAACUGGGCAUUGGUCACAUCCAAGUAGCAGUACAUUUAUGAACUGGCAGUGAAGGGUUUUUUCCUUCCUAUAGUAUUCAGAACUUUGGGUGAAUUAUAGGUAGUUGGCAUCUCUCGCACACAGUGAAAUACCAUCCCUACCAUUUUGCUGUCAGGUGAUGAUGGGGCAGCAGAGGGACAUGAUGCUGCUGUUAAUUCUUCCCUGUUAGAACACUAAGUUGGAAUGCUGCUAAAGCAGAUUGUCUUUUCCGUUGGUUUUGCAUUAUGGCCUCACGUUCCCACAUGUACUCAGCCAAAAGUUGGCUCUUGCAUGGGAGGGCAGCUCACUGAUGUUCAUUCAAAA
Molecule: messenger RNA, 3056 nt
Organism: Heterocephalus glaber (naked mole-rat)
Lineage: Eukaryota; Metazoa; Chordata; Mammalia; Rodentia; Bathyergidae
Gene: Snip1
Product: Smad nuclear interacting protein 1
Molecular function (GO): protein binding
Source: RefSeq, a predicted model, not a curated record